This is a messenger RNA of Penicillium maclennaniae, 519 nucleotides long. RefSeq lists its product as uncharacterized. NCBI's taxonomy places the organism in Eukaryota, Fungi, Ascomycota, Eurotiomycetes, Eurotiales, Aspergillaceae. Bases 1 to 519 code for a protein of 172 amino acids. The transcript has a single exon. The record is from RefSeq and is a predicted model, not a curated record.
AUGGUGAAGUUGUUAGCAAACCAUCGGAGUAAGCGGGUAGAUGAAUUGUCGGAGAUAGGCUUCCGGGCGGCUGCAACACAUUUAAAGAAUCGAAUUGACGAGUGGAGGGCAGACUACGAUCAGAGUGCAGAUCAAGAGCCUGAUACUGAGCGCGCUACCUCCGCGUUUGAGUGGGCCAUUCGACUGCGCUUGCAUCAGGUAGUGGAGGGUUAUGACCCACAACAUGAAUUCGUCGAAUGCGCUAUCAUGACAAUCCUCAAUUCCGUGCAGGAGAUCCCAUACGCGAGUCGGGUAGAAGGAUGUCUUCUUUUCCCGCUUGUGAUUGCAGGAUCCAGUAGUAUAAGUAUGGAGCGCCGCAUGAUGGUAAAGGAGCGACUGAUGGUCAUGGAAAAUACUCUGGGCUUCAGUCAUAUCCAGUACGCGAGACAGCUGCUGGAAACGGUGUGGAGUGAAACAGAAGGUGACUUCAAUUGGGCUUCUGUACGAUACAAUCAAUUCCCAGGGGUAGUGUUCAUUUAG